Molecule: messenger RNA, 2298 nt
Organism: Magnusiomyces paraingens
Lineage: Eukaryota; Fungi; Ascomycota; Dipodascomycetes; Dipodascales; Dipodascaceae
Exons: 1
Coding region: 1-2298 (765 amino acids)
Biological process (GO): regulation of DNA-templated transcription
Cellular component (GO): Rpd3L-Expanded complex; nucleus; Rpd3L complex
Source: RefSeq, a predicted model, not a curated record
AUGGCCGCUGAAACAUCCACAAGGCGCUCAGGAACUACUCGUGCUCGCCAGAGUAGAGCUUCCCGUGAAUCUUCUAAAUUAGAACAAUCAAACUCCCGUCCUGCUACUCCAAUCCCCGUAGACGAUGGAUCCCAAGAUGCUAUUCUAAUCGAGACCAAACAAACAGUCUCUCAACAACAACAGCAACAGCAACAGCAGCAACAACAAUCAGCUCAAAAUAAUAACAACCCUACAUCACAUCUCUCCCAACAGCAACAACAACAACAACAACAACAACUUCCAUCUAAACCUUCCCAUUAUCCAGGCCUAAAUGAUAUGGCAGACGCGCUCGAAGCUUUACCCAUGGAAAUCAUCCGUCACUUUACCCUCCUCCGCGAAAUCGAUGCAAAAUGUGUCACCACCACCCCAGAACUCACCCGUCUCAUCAAAUACUUUCUCGACAUGCCUCUCCCAGCAAGAGCCCUGGAAGCUGCCGCCGAACUAGCCGGUGGACCAAACAAAAUCUCACUCGCUGCCCAAAACAAAAUUGCAGAAUUGGCUCGUGAACGUGAAAAGGUUCUAGCCAAUAUCCGCCAGCUCAUUCGUGAACUCAUGCCCUGUCUAGAGGAAAAAAUGCAUGUUGCAGGAGUCGCUGCCGAUGCCAUUGCACGCCACGUAGCACGUCUCGAUUAUGACUUUGAUAAACUCAUUGUCGCAAAUAAUGAAAUCCCCCAUGAAAUCCGUUACGGCCCUAAAAUCCAUCCAGCUUACCUCCCCAUAGUCACAGCCGCUGAACAAAAACAAGCCCAUAAUACCCGCUCAGAAGCCCGAAGAGAAGCAAUGGCAGCUAAAAAGGCUGCUGCUGCAGCUGCCGCUCAAGCCCAGGCCCAAACCCAAGCUGCUGCUACUGCUGCCGCUGCCGCCGUGGGAAGUGCAGCUGCUGCUGCUGCCGCUGCUGCUGCCAAUGGUGGCGCGUCUUCCGGUGCAGGCCGCACAGGAACGCCACGUGCAGAUGGAGACUCAAAGUCAUCAUCAUCAACAUCCCGAGGCAACAAGUCUGGAAAUGCCUCUGGGACAUCUACAUCUUCCAAACGACGCAAAACAGCUGCUGCAACUGGGACCGCGACGUCUGGAAAUAGCGGACGCAAUACAAAUAAUUCACACUCAACUAACCACGGCGCAGAAAUAUCAGGCAACCAAAAGGGAACAAACUCAACCACAGGAGGGUCCGGAUCAUCAUCAUCGUCGUCAACAAAAAAUAAAAACUCAGAAGAUCGCAAACGCAACAACAGUGCUACAAGUAGCUCCGUUAACCAAACACAAUCUAAUAACAACAAGAGGAAACGAAAUAGCACUACCAGUACCCAGGAUGAGCAUAAUAAGAGUGAACGGUCGGCGCGGCGUGGCCCUGUCACAGAUGAUGAUGAUGAACAUGAUGAACAUGAAGAAGGAAGAUCAUUGAAAAAAUCAAAUACUGGCCAGUCAACGUCCUCUUCAUCAUCAUCCAGCUCUUCGCAAAAGAAAAAAUCAGGAAGUGGGUCUGCAGCUUCUACAUCAUCUUCAGCCAAUGCAGCAGGAGGACCAAACGCAUCGACAGGCCAGGGAUCUGGCAAUUCUGUGAGUGGGGGAACAUCUGGAUCUGGAGGAAGUAGUAGUGGUUCAAUCAAAAAGAAAAAGAUUGUUGGUGGACCUGCAUCUUCUUCUUCCUCUUCUUCAACAUCGGCAUCUUCUUCAUCUUCAAGGAAAAGCAAAAAGAACAGUGAAAGAAGCGGAGCAUCUAAUGCUCCAGCAGAAAAUGAAGAUGAUAUGCUGGAUGAUGACGAUGAAGCUGAAAUGGAUGAAGAAGAUGAAAAUGAUGAAGAUGAAGAUACCGGUGCAAACUCUUCUACAAGUGGUAGCCGUCGGCCACACUCAAAUAACCCUUCGAGUUCUUCAAAGAAUUCAUCUUCCAAAGCUAACGCUGAUGCUGCUGCUGACGCUGACGCUGACGCUGACGCUGCUGCUGACGCUGCUGCUGCUGCUGCUGCUGCUGCUGCUGCUGCUGCUGCUGUGUCGAAUUCUGGUGAAUCAGAGCUGGUGUAUUGUUACUGUCAACAAGUUUCAUAUGGCGAGAUGGUAGCAUGUGAUGGUCCUCACUGUAAAAAGGAAUGGUUUCAUCUACCGUGUAUUGGGUUAAGUUCUCCCCCCGAGGGCCAAUGGUUUUGUCGUGAUUGUAAGAAAGAAAUUGCAAGACAGAAACGUGGUCUGGACCGGAAUGGAGAUAGCAGGGAUGGGACUAGUGCUGGAGAUGGUUUAAAAGGUGAAGGUGUAAGUGUAUAA